CUCCACCUGUCGGCAUGGUCUCUCGUGCCUAGUACGCGAGGCCUUCCCAUCCAUAUCACGGUGCGCGUCCCCUUUUCAUUCAUCGGAAGAAAGCCGACGCGGUCUCGUGUGAGCGCCACCUAAUACUUACCGAGCUCCAUUGUCCCUGUGGCUACCGGGUGUAAGGCCACCGCUGUCUCCUCUUGCGCCCAUCCAAGCACACAGCUUUUACCCAUCCACCUAGCUCAGUCCUAUAUCAUCAUGUGGCCAUUCUCGUCUCGCUCAGCCGAGCGAAAGUAUGUCUCGCUCAUGUUCAAGGCAACCGCUUGCUAUGCUAGCUGGGAUCCAUUGAGGCCUGUCAACAUAGGUGAUUACGGCAGACUACAAGACGACGGCCUCGCAGCUCAGUACAAAAUCGAAAAGCACGCACAGGGAGAAGAUGAACUUCGUUACAUUGUGUCUGACAACGGCAAUGAGAUCUCCAUAGCUCCGGAUGUAAACGUGCCACAUCAAACACAAGAUUGCCUUCUCCAAGGUCGUGGCGCGCUUCUCGCCAUGCUCCGACCACACCUUACCACCAUCACCUACCCCGGGCGACUUUCUCGCCUUCUGGCUGCCCAGCGUGACUGGAAGGACUUUGUCCUCGUGUCCGAAGUCUACACCUGUCACUCUUACUGUUGGCUGGGCGCGAGCGUCCCCCUCGCGGCUGCAGUGGGCGUGCCGGUCAAUGUGGGCGGUGAUAUAGACGUAGAGUGGCAGACCGACUCUCACGGCGGAGAUUGGAAGUGUACGCAGCACGAACUAUUCGAGAAGCGAGAGACGCCGCUUUGUUACCCGCUCUUCAAGCUGGUCGCGCUUCACCGGCCCUUCGGAUCUCCUGUCUCUACUGUUCGAGCGUUCGAUUUGAGCUUCCGGUCGCACUGCCCCUUGGAUGAAGGACGAAGGAGCGAGGAGGAAGACGGAAUGAAGACGACGAUGUAGCCUGCAGAAAGAGGAAGAGAAGGUGCCAAAAUGGUCUUGCAGAGCCUUGUUCGGACAUUUGUAUCGAAGAUUCGGCAGGUAUCGGGAAUGUAACGGAA
Fomitopsis serialis is the source of this 1058-nucleotide messenger RNA. RefSeq lists its product as uncharacterized. The record is from RefSeq and is a predicted model, not a curated record. The transcript is spliced from 7 exons. Lineage: Eukaryota; Fungi; Basidiomycota; Agaricomycetes; Polyporales; Fomitopsidaceae. The coding region runs from base 241 to 960 and encodes 239 amino acids.